GGGCACACGAGUUUCAGAGGAAGUGAACAGCUCAUCUCUCAGGACGGCUACACCGCGUCUUCAUUCUCGGAAUUCACGUCAGAGAAAAUGAAACGAACUAGCAGACUAGAAGUACUAGAGGAGAACCACGCCGUGCCCCCCCACCCCGGAAGCUUCUAGCGGAUGAGUGGAGUCCCCCCCCCCCGCCCCCAAACACUGAGGCGAUGGAGGAGAGAGGCGCUGCCCGGAAGCUUCUAGAAUGCAGCUUCAGCGACAAGCUGUGUGUGGUCCGGGAGGGGCAGUAUGAGGUCAUUGUGGUCCCCACGCUCCUGGUGGGCCUCUUCCUCCUCCUCCUGGCCGUCAUCCUGUGGCUUUUCAUCCGAGGACAGAGAUUCCAGCCGCAGCGCCCCCGACGUGGAGGCGAUGCUCAGGUCGCCUCCUCCAGGGGUCUGGAAGCGGCAGGGCAGCGAGGAGACAUAUCGGUGGCGCUGGAGGAGAGGACGGUGGAGGGUUUCCUGGCGGCCGUGGCGCCCUCCCUGGCCGAGCUGCAGCUGCCCCGGGCCCAGCUGUCCCAGGCCCUGGAGCAGAUCUACAGGGGCACCUGGGGCUCCAUCUUUCGAACCCAGAUGAACCCCGGGGAUCCCGCGAAAUCCAAGAGUGUGGUCCUCAAGACAUUAAGAGCAGCAGCAGGGCUGCAGGACGUGCAGGAUUUCAUAGGGCAGAUCCGCUUCUAUCAGCACCUGGGGAGACACAGGAACCUGGUGUGGCUGGAGGGGUGCUGUGCCGAGCGCCUGCCGCUGUACAUGGUGCUGGAGGACGUGGCCCCGGGGGACCUGCUCUCCCUUCUCUGGACCUGUCGCCGGGAUGUGAUGAGCGUGGACGGGUUCCUGUAUGAUCUCACCGAGAAGCAAAUAUAUCACAUCGGAAAACAGGUCCUUUUGGCUUUGGAAUUCCUCCAGGAGAAACACAUCUUCCACGGUGAUGUGGCGGCCAGAAACGUCCUGAUCCAAAGCGAUCUGACCGCCAAGCUGUGUGGCCUGGGCCUGGCGUACGAAAUCCACACACGGAGGGCCGUCUCUCCCGCCCGACACAUCCCCUCCAAGUGGCUGGCCCCCGAGCGGCUGCUCCUGAAGCCUGCCGACAUCAGAGGAGACAUCUGGUCCUUCGGGAUUCUGCUCUAUGAGAUGGUCACACUGGGGGCCCCACCGUACCCGGAAGUCCCUCCCACCAGCAUCCUGCAGCAUCUUCAGCGGAGGAGGAUCAUGAAGAAGCCCAGCAGCUGCUCGCAUACCAUGUACAACAUCAUGAAGCGGUGCUGGCGCUGGAGCCCGGCCGGCCGGCCGCUGCCCGGGGAGCUGUGCGUGCAGCUGGAGGCGGCCGCCGGGACGGCCGAUGACCAGCGCGUCCUGCAGGUGCCGGAGCUGGUGGUGCCCGAGCUGUACGCGGCCGUGGCCGGCGUCCGCCUGGACAGCCUGGCCUGCACCUACAGCAUCCUCUGAGCCUCGUGUCCAGGGGUCCCAGCGCGCCUCCUACACACCUCAAAGCAGCACCCGCCGCCGGCCCGGGCUCCCCCGCUGCCCGGGCCUGGAGGGCCAGCGCAGUGGACGUUGAGAAGAACCCACGGCAGCACCGGCACCACGGGCCUGCCACCCCGGCGACUCAGCGGGCCGAGCUCUGACCAUGCGGCUCACAGCCGGCCGGGCGGGACACCGCCGGGAGACUCCGCUCGGCAGUGCAGCACCCACAACGCCAGAGGCCGCUCGAGUGGCGGGGCGCUAGCCUUGACAGAAAAGGCUCAGGGACAGUUCUCCAGGCCCUGAGUUCAAACCCCAGGGUUGGCA
Messenger RNA from Dipodomys spectabilis (banner-tailed kangaroo rat), 1820 nucleotides. It is a transcript of the gene Styk1, whose product is annotated as serine/threonine/tyrosine kinase 1. Gene Ontology annotation, molecular function: transmembrane receptor protein tyrosine kinase activity; ATP binding. The record is from RefSeq and is a predicted model, not a curated record. NCBI's taxonomy places the organism in Eukaryota, Metazoa, Chordata, Mammalia, Rodentia, Heteromyidae. Bases 204 to 1478 code for a protein of 424 amino acids. Gene Ontology annotation, cellular component: signaling receptor complex. The transcript has 10 exons. Gene Ontology annotation, biological process: protein phosphorylation; positive regulation of kinase activity; cell surface receptor protein tyrosine kinase signaling pathway.